Molecule: messenger RNA, 2010 nt
Organism: Meloidogyne enterolobii
Lineage: Eukaryota; Metazoa; Nematoda; Chromadorea; Rhabditida; Meloidogynidae
Source: the annotation of a GenBank genome assembly
AUGACUGAAACAUUUGAGGAUUGGGACGUUUCAGUCUGUGAUAAAAAAUUAUUAGAAUCUAAAAUAUUCUCCACCCCUGCGAAAAUAGGAGAUUUGGAUAAAGUACAUAAAGAGGUGUUGGGUUUAGAGGAGGCAGUCAGUAGAACCUUUAGGGUUGUAAAUAGAAAUAUCAGUCAGCUCAAUGAAGCUGACGCUGGCAUCCAAAAGGAUACAAACGCCGGGUUUGCUCUAGUUGCUGGUAGAGUAGAUAAACUAGACUUAAAACUAGGUAAAUUAGAAGAAAAGUACGAAAGAUUUGUAAUUGAUUUGGAGUCCCGUGACAAUCUUGAAUACGAUGAAAUAAGAAGCAGCGGUGCGUCAAGACUGCUUACUUUAAACAAAAGACAAGAAAUAAUUCCUCCGAUACCGCCACACAAGAUUCCUCAGUCUUCGGGUAUAGGUCGCAAUGAAAAUCAAAACUCCUUAGGGAAUAAAAAUAAUCUAGUACAAAAUAAUUCGAUUGAGCUUAUCAAUAAUGGGGAUCAGCGUGCCAAUGAAUUUGAACUUAAUAUAUUAGGGGAAGCGAGUUCCUCUGGUCCACAGUUGGGGGUGUUUAAUGGAGAAACAGCUUUUGCGUUUGACGAGUGGAUGAUAAAAUUCACUGAUUAUAUUGACGUAUUUGGUAUGACCUGGACCGAACCUGAAAAAAUAAACAGAUUAAAAUUGUACUUAGGUACGCAAGCACGCAGUAUUUUUGAAAGCUUAACGGUAAAUGAACGCCAAACGUUAGCCACUACUUUAAAGAAUAUUAGGAAAAAGUUAGAUAGUCCUCAUUUUAGAGAGCUAGCUUAUAAAAGGCUUGCAGCAUGCUAUCAAAGAGAAUCUGAAUCAGUAAAUGACUUUAUUAAGAGAUUAGUUCCACUUGUUAAUUCCACAUCGUGCCAAGUCCCACCUGAGGUUAAAGAGGAAACAUUGUGUAGAUGUUUUAUGGAGAAAGUCAGACCGGAGUACCAACGUUCUCUUCAACUUGUGGGACCUUUGAUAGGACGUAAGGAUUUUGAUAAGCUUACUGCCUAUGUCCAGGAGCUUGAGGUAGCCUCUGAAAAGGAAAGCAGGACUUUCAAUGAUGGUAUUCAAGCUAUCACAGAGCAACCGAAUCAAAUGCCUAGGGGUAGAUUUGAUACAUGGAAACCCAGGAGACCAUACAACUUACAGACCUUUAGGGGACCUUCAACCAAUAGACUUUCAACUUCUAGUAAUGCACAAGAAUUAGGACAAAGGAGUAAUCAGUAUAGGGGCCAACAACGACCACAGAAUGACAGAAGAUGGAAUACACGCCCUUACUGUCAUUACUGUAAUAGGGCCGGUCAUGAACAAUAUCAAUGUAGAGUCCGUAAGGCAAAUGAGAUGCAAAAUGAGAGUUAUAAGUAUAGAAAUAACAAAGGUACUAACAAUAGGAAUGACCAAGACCUUAGGGAAAUUGUUGAAAAUCUAGCAAUACAAGUCCAUGAAAUGAAAAUGAAAACUAAUUAUGCACUAGCAAAUCAAGGAAAUAUGAAAUCACUUCAACCGGUAAGCCAACCGGCGCAAUCUGAAAAAGCUAUAGCUAAAAGUGAAACCAAGGAAAAGGUAGAACCUAAGAAGAUUUCUAGUUGGGAAAGUAGCUUUAGAGUAAGGGUACCCUCAAUUGCCAGCACAUCUUUGAUGUUAAUGAUAAUGUGUUGUAGUGCACUAGCAAUCAAUCCCGUGCUCAUUCCAAAAGGUCCGAUGAUAUGUCAGACACAUAGGCAAGCAAUGCUGUGGCAAGUCCCUGAAAUUCCGAGCUGUCCUCCGAUAAAUUUAACAGCUAGACACACGCCAAAAUUAGAAAAACGAAGGAUAUUUCUUCCUAAUAGUAUCGAAUUUUCAACAAAAGCUUGGGCUUGUAGAAAAAUUAAAAAGAGUGCUAGGAAGUACACAACAAUUACUGGGGUUCCCAUGGAAGAAAAAUUAAUUCCGGAAGCUAUGGAUCUGUACCUUAGGGACGCUUAA